AUGCGACUCAUCAGUCCAAGCAAAAUCCCUCCAUUGGCAGUGGUACUCUCAUUAGAAAGUAUCAUUGGCAUCACAAAAGAGGUGGUGCAACCAAUUCCUAUUAGUUGUGAGUGGGGGAUAUGCAAGGCAGAGUUGAAUAGCUGGAGUGCACUCUUCCAUCAUAUGCAACUACAUCUGCAGGCAGCCAGAAACAAGGAUAGAGGCUUUGAGUGUUGCUUCCAGAAGUGCACUGGUCGCAUUCAAGGAACAUACUCUGAUCUAGAAUCACAUGUGGAACUUAGCCAUUUGGUCAGGGUGCAUUUGCCAUGCCCCGUGCAAGGGUGUUCCCAAGUGUUUGCACGACAUGGACAGGUCUCAAUACACUUCCAAGAAGAUCACCCUCACCUUAUAGACAAGACUGUUCCAUUCAAAUCGCAUGUUUUGAAGUCGAUGCGCCAGCCAUCUCGUAUCCACAUUGCCCAGCUUGCUCCCAUCCCCUCGGAAAUGACGGAGUUGUUUCAUCUUCUAUCCUAUCCUGUUGCACGAGCUUGCAAGCGUGCUCAGCGACUCUCCCAAGAAUCACGCAUAUCCCGGAAAUGGAGUCGCAUGAUGGCAUCGCAGGACACCGAGGAUAGUGCAGAUGCCCAGCCAUUCGACAACCUCACGAAGUUCGAGCCUCCCGCCAACUUCAACGACUUCAUUGUUUGGCGAAAGCCGUCAGAACCCGCAAUGCAGCUCUCUCGUCCGCAGUUUAUCUCGGUCCCAUCCAUCCCCGAGGUCCCUCCACUUCUCAGUAUGAGCUACAAGGCAUUCUUUGCGAAGUUCAAGGAGCUGGAGAAAGCGGGACUCGUUGAUGGGACGGGAGAAUGGCCCGAAAGUGACGAGGGCGAAGACGUGAUAUUACCUGGUCCCGGACCACAGCCAGAACCAAGCUAA
Messenger RNA from Sparassis crispa, 915 nucleotides. RefSeq lists its product as hypothetical. The record is from RefSeq and is a predicted model, not a curated record. Lineage: Eukaryota; Fungi; Basidiomycota; Agaricomycetes; Polyporales; Sparassidaceae. The transcript has 4 exons. The coding region runs from base 1 to 915 and encodes 304 amino acids.